GUUUUUGUGUCCAAAAAAAAGCUCUCAAUAACACAUCUUGAUUGUGGCUCUAAUAACCCUACGAUAAAGCUUUUGUACGAUGUAGCAAUGGGUUAUGUUCAACGUUUAUUUGGUGAGGAAACAGAGAAAGCAAAAGCCAUUCAGUCCAUUUGGGAUAACACGAAGAGCCAGGUCGAGAAAUGUCAACAAUCCGGCUGUAUUUUAUAA
Messenger RNA from Gilbertella persicaria, 207 nucleotides. RefSeq lists its product as uncharacterized. The annotation marks the transcript as partial. Lineage: Eukaryota; Fungi; Mucoromycota; Mucoromycetes; Mucorales; Choanephoraceae. The record is from RefSeq and is a predicted model, not a curated record. The transcript has a single exon.